GAUUGUAAUUCAGAGUGGCGGUAGACUCCGGUACCAGUUCCCGGUACGGUCGCGUCCUUUCUUCCUCUUCUUUCUUCGCCGUUCCUUCGCGGAUUCUGUUCGGAAGCUCCUCUCCGUUGAUCGCCGAAAAACGACAGUUACACGGAAGGAGACGCCGUCAAGCGAUCCCGCGUGCCUUUCGUUCUCUGUCACCGUGAAAACUCGUGCUUCGUUGGCGAACACAAUCGGUCGGAGAGGAAUUACCAGUGGCGAACGAACCACCCGCCAGGGAACACACGAAAUCGAUAGUGUCGUGGCAACGACGGUUAAGACUGACCCUGUAGGCUAGUUGCCCUAACGGUCUAACCCUGGAGAGACCCGUUCUUCCGACUAGUAUUCCCAGGGUAGACACGCGUUUCGUGCAGGAACGCUCGUCGAGAUUCGCCGGCAGACUUCGAAUGAUCGAGAGGACACGUGCGUCCAGGAAUCGUCGCGUUAUCCUGCGAUCCUUCGGGAAGUCAAAUUGAAGGGCAACGUGUUGUGCGGACAGUGUCCGGGUGAAGAAAGGACCGAAUUGUGUAUAGGACACUCGCUGGAGCUUUCUCUUCGAGAAAUACUAAGAAGAUGGCCAGGUGGAGUGGGCUUUUGAGAUGGGAAAGAUGUGCCGGAAGUGUCCUGUUGGCGAUACUCGCUGUCUCGAGCGUCAGGACCGAGGAACAGGCUCCAUCUAUCUCGCAGACCGCGGCUAUGAACUACCUGUCCCGAUUUGGCUACCUGCAACCAAUAAAUCCAACGAGCGGUGGAAUUAUAUCUCAAGAAACGCUGUCAAAAGCCAUUAAAGAAUUUCAAGCAUUCGCUGGAUUAAACAUAACAGGAGACUUCGACGAAGAGACAUCUAAACUUAUGGAGUUACCCAGGUGCGGUGUUAAGGACAAAGUUGGACCUGGAUUUGGAAGAUCAAAGCGAUACGCUCUUCAAGGUUCGAGAUGGCGCGUUAAGAAACUGACGUACAAGAUCAGUAAAUAUCCUCGAAAUUUGCCGCAACACAAAGUCGACGCCGAACUGAGCAAAGCUUUCAAAGUAUGGUCGGAUUACACGGAUCUCGUCUUCAUUCAAAAGAAAUCCGGUCAGGUCCACAUCGAGAUUAGAUUCGAAAAAGGCGAACACGGUGACGGAGAUCCUUUCGACGGACCUGGUGGCACUUUGGCACAUGCUUAUUUCCCUGUUUAUGGCGGUGAUGCUCAUUUCGACGAUGCCGAACAAUGGACCAUCGACAGUUUCCGUGGAACGAAUCUCUUUCAAGUAGCCGCUCACGAGUUUGGCCAUUCCCUUGGUUUGAGUCAUAGCGAUAUAAAGUCUGCCCUGAUGGCACCCUUUUACCGUGGCUACGAACCCUACUUCCGAUUGGACGACGACGAUAUUCAGGGUAUACAGGCUCUGUAUGGAAAGAAAUCGGUGAGUACCAGUGGUGUUCCGACUGGACCAAGAUUCGGAACUACCACUGUAGCACCGCCUAGCGAAGAAGACUCGGAACUUUGUACGGAUCCAAAGGUCGACACGAUGUUCAAUUCUGCUGAGGGACACAUGUAUGUGUUCAAAGGUGAACGUUACUGGAGAUUAACCGCGGAUGGCGUAGCAGCGGGUUAUCCUAAACUGAUUUCUCACUCAUGGAAAGGAUUGCCAGGGAACAUAGAUGCUGCGUUCACGUACAAGAAUGGAAAGACAUACUUCUUCAAGGGCUCGAAAUAUUGGAGAUAUGUGGGUAAAAGAAUGGACGGUGAUUACCCAAAGGAAAUCAGUGAAGGUUUCACGGGGAUUCCAGACAACAUCGAUACCGUGACCGUUUGGACUGGGAACGGUAAAAUCUAUUUCUACAAGGGAACCAAAUUCUGGAGGUUCGAUCCCACACAGAAACCACCAGUGAAGAACACUUAUCCUAAAUUGAUCUCGAAUUGGGAAGGCGUUCCUGAUAAUCUUGACGCCUCGAUUGUUUAUCGUGGUUACACUUAUUUCUUCAAGGGAGAUGCUUAUUAUAGAUUCAACGAUAGGAUGUUCGCCGUGGACGAUGCUGACCCAGCGUUCCCGAGGGCGACGGCCUACUGGUGGUUCGGGUGUAGAUCGGCAAGCAAAGGAACAUUAGGUAAUUUCCAAUGGCUGCAUGAGAAUCCUGAAGAUUCAUUAGCGUACACUGGCAUCCUGGAGUCCGUCGGUAGCGACUUUGAUGACGAGGGUGAUAGAAAUGGUGACGUCGGAGACAUCAUUUUAGAUGCAGGCCAAACGGACGAGCAGCUAGUCACGUCGUCCAAUCAGGAUGCGGACUCCGCGGCGGGAAGCGUUUUCGAAUCGUCGAUGUGGUGGCAUCUUCCGUUCAGUUUGAUAACUAUGAUCAUCGCUAAACUCGUUGCCACUACGUAGAAAGCGUUAUUGGAGAUCGAUCCUCAAGCGAUGGGAUCAUCGACGAAAGGAAGUCCAUCAAAAAUAUUUGAAUUGACUUCUCAAACGGGAAAAUUGUGAUUUAAAGUAUGUUGGACACGGAGAAGGAAAACAGUGCCAAACUGGCAAUGUGCUAAUCGGAUAUGACCAAGUGGUGGCACGCUGGCAAUGUUCGGCUACUAUCCCUACUUUCUCACUCCAAUAACCAUAAUAAAUGAUUCUUGCUGAAUAACAAAUUUCCACAACUCUUAAUUUCUCAAAUUUGAAAUAUGAUUGGCAAUUUAAUGAGAGUCUAUUAUAUCUAAAUUUUGUAAAAUGAUUUAUAGGAAUAUAAACUGACUGAUGGUAAGGAGACUGACCACCUGAUAGUAGAAAUCAUGUAAUUGUCAGCAAAAGGCACUUGGUCAUACCUCUAGUAGUUGAUGCUCACAAAUUAUGAGCUGUAUUUUUUUUCUUCAAUAUUAAUGAGCAAGCAGAUUUAGUUUGUUCAUUUAUUGUCCUGUUUGUCAUACAAUAAUCAUUCCAUUUGAAGCAAUGUUGCGCAAACAGUCGAGAACUGUUGCUUCAUUCAUAGUUCAUAAGUAUUUGCAGUAUGUUUUAUAAGAUGUGUUUUAUUUGACAAUUUUCUGUUUAUAGAUUCCAUGCAUCUUACAGGACAUUCUGUAUAUAUGUAACAUAAACAAGAACAUGUAAAAUAUGUUUAUACAUAAUAUUUUUUAAGUCGCAUGCAAUGUUGUGUCAUCAAACCUUUUACACUGCCUAUUUAUUCUUUUUUCGUACAUCAUGGUUUAUAUACAUAGUAAUGUUAAAGGCACUUACUUUGCACAUUCGUCAUGGAAUUUAAAUUUUAAAAGAACUGACAUAUGUUGCGACAUGACAAAUAGUAAAUAAAAACAAAGAACAGUCAAUUGGUUUCUUGACUGGCAGUAUUAUGAGUAUUAUAGAAUUUUCAUUGUUUCUCAUCUAGAGUAUAAAUAUUUCUCAUAAUGUAAAGAAAUCCAUAGAGUUAUGGAAGUACAUAAGAACCUUAGAGUUUUAUGUUAAUAGUGUAUAGAGUGUUGAGUCUUGAAUGUAUGGAAACAUCUAUAGUACUCAUGGUAAUGAUUUCAGUGAAAAAUACUUAUCUUCCUUCUAAGUGCCUUAGAAUGUUCUCUAAACAUUAUGAAGUGUAGCUCUCGUGCAUAAAUUUGUAUUAAUUUGUUGUUAUUCUUGUUCAUUAAUUAACAGUAACUAGACUUAUUCUACUUAUAAAUAUUUAGCAUAAAAUAUUGUUCUCUGUCUUUCAAAACAAAUUUUGCUUCAGUCUUUCCAAUUCUUUUCAUUUUCUAUCAUAUAAAAAAGUAUAGUAAAUAAUGUUGAUAAUAGGUACAUAUUAAUUUUUAAUGACCAUGUUAUAAAGUGUGAGAUUUACUGUAGUAUACAAAAAAAGAGCAGCUCUCGUUAUUUUGAAAAUAAUAAUUGUUUGUAUUGUGCUUUAAAACCAAAAUGAUGUUAAAAACAAUAACAGUGUACAUAAUAGCACUAUAAUGUGUAUGUAUACUAUACAUUGCAGAUGUUUUUUUAGCAUAUACCUCUUUUUCACACAUUUUUAGAUAUGACAAUGAAAAUAUUUACAAUUUAUAGUGUACAUUCACGUUUACAAAAUCCUAAUGGCAUUACUAUAUGUUUCUUUACAUUCGAAAAAUGUUUCCAUAAUUAUAUUAUAAAUAAUCAAUUAAGUACUUAAGAAUUACCUAGCAUUUAAGUAUGAAGCACAAAAAGCCUUGUACAAUUUUUUAAUACUUGUUAAAUAAAUCGUUUUUUGAAAAAAAGUGUAACACAUGUAAAAACUUUGUAUUUAAAACACAUAGCUCAAAAUUUUUAGUAUACAAAUAUAACAUAUACAUACAUAUUAAGUACUGUGUAAUGUACAAGGCCUUUAUCUGUGUUAUAUUUUCUGUCAGGGUACUAAAAUGAUUCAUAUUGAAACUUGCCACAUUUUGCUAUACCCUGACAUUGUACAGUAUCAA
This is a messenger RNA of Megachile rotundata (alfalfa leafcutting bee), 4421 nucleotides long. RefSeq names its product Matrix metalloproteinase 1. Gene Ontology annotation, molecular function: metalloendopeptidase activity; zinc ion binding. The record is from RefSeq and is a predicted model, not a curated record. NCBI's taxonomy places the organism in Eukaryota, Metazoa, Arthropoda, Insecta, Hymenoptera, Megachilidae. Gene Ontology annotation, cellular component: extracellular matrix. Gene Ontology annotation, biological process: proteolysis; collagen catabolic process; extracellular matrix organization.